AGCGAGCGGAGGCUCCAUCUGGGGUUGGGGGAGGGCGGGCUCGCGGGUUAGGCGGCGCAUCUACCGCCCCCCGGCCUUUGGCAGCCCGGCACCCAGAGCCGGGCGGGUGGGGCGGGCGGAUCAGGGAGCCGCGGGUGGGAGAAGGCGGCCCGGAGGAGAAGAGACCGCGCUGCACCUGGCACCGGGAGAGAGGCCGACGAUGGCGCUCGACUUCUUGGCAGGAUGCGUUGGAGGUGCUGCAGGUGUGCUGGUGGGACAUCCCUUUGACACCGUCAAGGUACGCCUCCAGGUUCAGAGUGUAGAGAAACCUCUCUACCGAGGGACUUUCCACUGCUUUCAGUCCAUUGUAAAGCAAGAAAGUGUAUUUGGCCUGUAUAAAGGUAUUGGGUCACCCAUGAUGGGCCUGACCUUUAUCAAUGCCCUUGUGUUUGGAGUCCAAGGCAACACAAUCCGGGCCCUGGGGAACGACACACCCAUGAACCAGUUCUUGGCAGGGUCUGCCGCAGGCGCAAUCCAGUGUGUGAUCUGCUGCCCCAUGGAACUGGCCAAGACUCGGAUGCAGCUUCAGGGCACAGGCGAGUACAAACUGAAGACAAGGACCUACAAAAACUCCCUGGACUGCCUGGCGAAGAUCUACCGGCAGGAGGGUCUGCGCGGCAUCAACAAAGGCAUGGUGUCCACUCUGAUCCGGGAGACGCCCAGCUUUGGCUUCUACUUCCUGACCUAUGACUGCCUGACCCGCUCCCUGGGCUGUGAGCCCGAGGACAACUUUGUGGUGCCCAAGCUGCUGUUGGCAGGCGGCAUGUCCGGGAUCGUGUCCUGGCUCUCCACCUACCCCGUAGAUGUGAUUAAGUCCCGUCUACAGGCAGAUGGCGUGAGGGGCGUCCAGCAGUACAGCGGCAUCCUCGACUGUGUGUGCAAGAGUUAUCAGGUGGAAGGCUGGAGAGUGUUCACCCGCGGUCUCACAUCCACCUUGCUGCGGGCCUUCCCGGUCAACGCAGCCACCUUCGCCACUGUCACCAUCUUCCUUAUGUACAUGCGGUCCGAGGAAGUGAUGACAGAGUGUGAGGCAGCCCUCCCUCAGCCUUCCAGCUUGUAAAGAUUUGCCCUCAGCCCCCGGGUGUCUUCUUUUCCGUUCUGACCUGCCCCUCUACCCUAUCUAUUUUUGUAAAUGCCUGUCCUUGUAGAAGACUAUGUAAACAAACAAUACUGAGCUGUUUCGCCUGGCUUGGCCUGGGUACCAUCUUGUGCUCCGGGGGUCUGGGCAUCAUCCUGCCUGGUGACACAGCCUUUCCUUCUACUGCUUCUUGGGAUUGGAGCCACCUCAAAUGCCAGCAUUCUGAUCCAGGGGCGCACUGGGGCGAAUUCUUUUAUCCCCUGAUGCCAGCAAUCUGACAGAUUCUUUUCCUGAAUUUUAAUCGACCCGGCCCUUCCUUCAGGGAGGUCAAAUCUGCUCCACCCGGUCAUGAUCACAUUUUACUUUCUUAUAUUGGGCCCCACAUGAUUUUUCUGAGGCUGAUUUGGAAUCGGGCUUGGGUUUUGAAUGUCACCUCGGUUCCCGUGUGACCUUGAACAAAUCACUUCUUCCCUAGAAGUCAAUUUCCAUUAUUAUAAAAUGAGGGUGUUGGAACUGGGGAUGUGUGGGGUCUUUCCCAGUCUAGAUUUUAGGAUUCGUAGUCAAGGCAUGUUGUUGGCUUCCUGUUCUUCCUUUCCCAGAGGAUAAACCUUGGCUCUCUAGGCUAAGGCUUGCUGGGUCAGCAGCCAUUCCAUUCAGAAGUGAUAGUACUGCAGCUGGGGGCACAAGCAGAGAGGCCUGGGCAUCAUUGCCCAGCAAGAUGACACCUCUUGGGGCAGCUAGGUGGCGCAGUGGAUAGAGCACCGGCCCUGGAGUCAAGAGUACCUGAGUUCAAAUCCGGCCUCUGGCGCUUAACACUUACUAGCUGUGUGACCCUGGGCAAGUCACUUAACCCCAAUUGCCUCACUAAAAAAAUAAAAAAACAAAACAAAACAAAAAAAAGAUGACACCUCUUUGACCCUUCCUUAGUAACAGAAAGUCUGCUUGUGGUGUUUUACCAAUAAAGAAGUCAGUUAAUAUUUUUAUCAUUUUAAACUCAGGACAGGGAGAACUAACAGAGUCAGAUGAAGGCACCCCCCCCCCCCCCAAUCUCCACACCACACACUUUGGAUGGGUAUUUCAGGCAGUCGCCCACAGUGAUGCAGGUAGAUAUGGUUUCGACAUAUUGAGAAGUGUGCAGUAUCAAGUGUGAACUCUGGGAAUCUAUUUAUUGCUAUUACUAUGGCAUUCUUAUUUUUGAGGACCCUUGUUAAUGCCAUGGAGGGGGUGACCCACAAGGACUGAGCUGCAGAUAAUAAAGAAUGUGGCCAUUUACUGUAUUGUUUCCUGGGAAGCAAGGAAAUGGCUUUCCCUUGGUGAUAGGUGCAGAGGACCUGGGACAGGUUUAAAGAGUUCAGAGGAUGGGUGCAUUUUAAAUUGUGCUUUAAGAAAACAUAAUUAGGGGGCAGCUAGGUGGGGCAGUGGAUAGAGCACCAACCCUGGAUUCAGGAGUACCUGAGUUCAAAUCUGACCUCAGACACUUAACACUUACUAGCUGUGUGACCCUGGGCAAGUCACUUAACCCUCAUUGCCCUGCAAAAAAGAAAAGAAAAGAAAAGAAAACAUAAUUAAAGCAUUUUGCACUCUCAGAAAUUAUGCUGGAGACACUUAUUUUCUGGAUCCAGAUUUUUGAUGGAAGGCAGAGAAGAGUAUUGGCACCAUCUAUAGGCUCCCACUGAAUGUGAAAUGAAUGUCACCUAAAGUUUAUGUAACAAGUCAAUGAUUAUCUUUGUAAUAUAUUCUGUAAUUAUUGUACAGACAAUAAAAAUUUUUUAAAAAUCAA
Molecule: messenger RNA, 2897 nt
Organism: Dromiciops gliroides (monito del monte)
Lineage: Eukaryota; Metazoa; Chordata; Mammalia; Microbiotheria; Microbiotheriidae
Gene: SLC25A29
Product: solute carrier family 25 member 29
Exons: 4
Coding region: 200-1099 (299 amino acids)
Biological process (GO): mitochondrial L-ornithine transmembrane transport
Cellular component (GO): mitochondrion
Molecular function (GO): high-affinity L-arginine transmembrane transporter activity
Source: RefSeq, a predicted model, not a curated record